AUGACGAGCAGUCCCGAAACGGACGCAGAAACAGGGGGCGUGGAAUACCAUGGCAAGAAGUACAGCGUUGUUCAAGAAGGUCUUGCCUCGAUAUUAGUGCCAGCGCAAGCGAAAUCGGACACGACCAAGAGCGCGGCCGAGCACCAGCAAGUCUUCUACAACCCGAUCCAGCAGUUCAAUCGAGAUCUCUCCAGAAAGCGAGACGAGCAAGGCGACGCCGAGGUCAAGCUCUCCAAGGCGCACAAAUCCGAUGCGAACCCCGAUACCCAGACUGCACCGGCGGCCGCCUCCGCAGGCCACCAACCUCAACCCACCCCCGCUCCGGCCCCGGCCCCGAUCAUCGAGGACAAUGUUGCCGCUCAACCCGAGGUCGCCUCCAAGCAGGACCGCAAGCCCGACGCCCCGAAACAGGCCCGCUUCUCCAUCCUCGAUGCACUCUCCGCCUCCGGUCUGCGCGCGCUGCGCUACUCUCACGAGCUACCCUUUGUCGAUAGCGUCACGGCCAACGAUCUUACGGAAUCGGCUAUAAAGUCUAUAGCGCUCAACGUGCAGCACAACAAACUAGAGGACAAGAUUUCAAUUUCACACAACGAUGCCAUCGCCCACAUGUACCGGCGCAUCGCUGACGACCUCUCGAGGAGGGACAAGCAUGGCAAUCCCUCCAAGGCGAACAAGUACGAUGUCAUAGACUUGGACCCCUACGGGACCGCGGCGCCCUUCCUAGACGCCGCCGUGCAGUGCGUCAAAGACGGCGGCAUGCUCUGUGUCACCUGCACGGAUUCGGCCGUCUGGGCCGGGCACUCGUACUGCGAAAAGUCGUACGUGUUAUACGGAGGUAUCCCCGUCAAGGCCUUUUACUCUCACGAGGUUGGCCUGCGCCUCGUCCUCCACGCCAUCGCCACUUCGGCCGCCCGUUAUGGACUCACUAUUGAGCCUUUACUAUCCGUAUCCGCAGACUUUUACGUGCGCAUCUUCGUCAGGGUCACCAAGUCGCAGGCGGCGCUCAAGUUCCUCGCAUCCAAGACCAUGGUCGUCUACAACUGCGACCACGGCUGCGGCGCGUGGGAGACCCACUUUAUCCAGCGCAUCCUCGACAAUCUCCCCACUCUCGACAGGAGCGUCUACGGAACCGUGCCUAGGAUCGAAGGAAUGCUUCAGACUGCCCUGGAGGAGCAGCUGCCUGAGCCGGAGCCGAUAGAGAAUGUGGACCCCAAGGACAGAGAGGCUGCAAGGGUUGACCCGAAUCCCUUCUACUUCAACACGACACGUCUGGCGGGUAACUUUCACGCUACCGUUCCGAGCGAGGACAUGUUCCGUGGCGCGCUACGGCAUCUCGGGUACCAGGUGACGAGGAGUCAUUGCAAGCCCGGAAGCAUGAAGACGGACGCUCCGUGGUCGUCCAUCUUUAGCGUCAUGCGGGAGUGGAUUCGACAAAAGGCGCCGGUGAAGAAGGAGAAUAUCAAGAAGAAUAGUCCUUCGUGGAGGCUGCUAGGUUUUGACCGCGAGUCUGCCGAGGAAAACAAGACUACCGAAUGCAGCGGGGGACCACAGGACGUCACGGGGCAAGAGGACGGCGCACCGCGCUCGGAAGAGGACCUUCUCAAGACUCUUGAGAACUGGGGCCCGAUAAUGGCUGCGCUGGAUGCCAAGGUGGACGCGGGCUCUAUAAUAAGCUCCGAGCUGGAAUCGAGCCUGCUUUUUAUCGUCGAUAAGACGGCUAGCGGCCAAGGCUACGUUGCAACAUGCCUUCGUGAGGGCGAGUUGGACGCCGACCGGCCGUACGAGUUACUUCACCAUGAGCUUGAUACUUUAGCGCCGAGCUUAAGGCCCCAUGUUAUCAAGAAGCGCCCACAGCACCUGGAUCCCUCGACGGCAGCUGUCCACGUCAUUGUAUCUGGGAAGUCCGGUAUAGGACUUGCCCCCAAGGCAUGGGAUGCCGUGAUUCGACCUCUCCUAGAGAUGAUUCAAGGCCUGGGACAGGAGAACGAGUCCACCGCGUCUAGGCCCGGCUACGAGGCGCUCAUCACAGACAGCGCUUCAAGUAUAAGAGACUUUGCACGAUCGAAGCUGGUCUCCGGAUCAGGGGACGGUCGCCCGAAAACCGUGAUCCUGCUUAGCGGCGAUGGUGGUAUUAUUGAGCUGCUCAACGGGCCGGAUGAUCACAUUUCCACGUCGUCCCUUGGUUCUCGGUCUUCGAACACUUUGGAAAGGCACGCCAUCCCCUCUGCCGACCUUCCGGGCUUCCUUCUCCCCGGCGCGCGGCUCAUCCGCCCCGCUGACGAAUCGGGCAAGAUUCCACCCCCAAACGAGGCCGAGGACAGUGUAGAGCACCUCAUCGGUGCCGUGGUGGCGAGCUACGGAUUUCACUCCAACAUAGUUUGGGAGAGCGACACCCCCGAGUACCGCAAGCACGGUGCCCAGCGGUUUCAUAUGGUCAUCAACGGGGGCGGCUCUACUAGUCUGCAGCCCCUCCGGAACGCGCCGGAAAAGUUUGGCUACGUCCUCGUGGCCCAGGUCUCCAACAUGGAAAAGACGUUUGAAAUCUCCCCGGCAACCAAGCCGCUCGACCAGGCGCUACGACUCGUCUACUUUGGCCCCGUUGGCGGGCAGAAAACCAUGGAGAUCAUGGGCGCCGCGUACUCGGGCGGUCGGCACGUCGAGAUGGAUGAGGUGGGGUACGAGGAGAUUGACGGACUGGAGAACUAG
Molecule: messenger RNA, 2706 nt
Organism: Parascedosporium putredinis
Lineage: Eukaryota; Fungi; Ascomycota; Sordariomycetes; Microascales; Microascaceae
Source: the annotation of a GenBank genome assembly